Molecule: messenger RNA, 852 nt
Organism: Aphanomyces astaci
Lineage: Eukaryota; Oomycota; Saprolegniomycetes; Saprolegniales; Verrucalvaceae
Exons: 6
Coding region: 1-852 (283 amino acids)
Molecular function (GO): protein binding
Source: RefSeq, a predicted model, not a curated record
AUGAGCGCCAACCGAAUCGUGACCAAGCAGACCGAGUGGCUGUACGAGGCGGCGGCGGAAGGCGCGACGGAACGAGUGAAGAAGCUGCUGCAGGAAAAGGAUGCGGAUGUCAACUUCCACCAACGUGCGCAGUAUGGGUCUACGCCUUUGAUUGCUGCGAUCGUGGGCGGCCAUAUUGAUACUGUGGAGGCUCUGUUGGAAGGCGGGGCGGAUAUUUCAGCCUUGCGCACCCCUGACGCCAACAGUCCUCUGCAUGAAGCCAGCUUCCGCAAAAACCCUGACAUUGUGCGCGUCUUGCUGCGAUUCAAAGACCAGCACAUGGAAGAGGACAUGAACGAAAAGUCCAAAGACCCCCAGCGAAAAGGCGGGCAGUCCACUUGGUCAAUGAUCAACGCCAAGAAUCAAUUUGGAAACACUCCGCUUCAUGCCGCGGCCAUGGCAGGCUGCGCAGCCACCGUGCAGGUGCUGCUCGAUGCUGGCGCUUCCGUCGACGAGCUCAACAAUCAACUGUCGACUCCGCUGCAUCACGCUUGCUACUGCACGCACGACAACACAGACGUCGUGGCGGCCCUCGUCCGAGCCAACGCCAACGUGAAUGUCCAGGACAAGAACCACUCGACGCCAUUGAUUGUAGCUGCCAAGAAGAACCAAGUAGGCGCUUGUUCCCUGCUUCUCAACGCGGGGGCGGACCCUGCCGCCAAGGACGACUCGAAUCGGAAUGCGUAUGCGUCCGCGGUCCUGCGUAACAAUGACCGUGUCAUGGCGGUGCUCGAAGGUCUGGCGCCUCAAGACGAACCACUCGAGUCUCCUCGAACCAGCCGCCGACCUCUCUCGACCGAAGUGCAAGUGUAG